Molecule: messenger RNA, 3865 nt
Organism: Pelagomonas calceolata
Lineage: Eukaryota; Pelagophyceae; Pelagomonadales; Pelagomonadaceae
Source: the annotation of a GenBank genome assembly
GGGGAGCGCAGCGCAGAUCAGCGCCGCAGGAGAGCCUGUCGAAAGGGCAGCCAACCAUGCCCGCCCGGGCGGGGGAGCACGAUGCGCGCGCGCGGCGCGCCUACAAUGGCAGCAGCCCCUCGGUCAUAAGAAAGCAGGCGCGGCAGAAUGUCUAUCAAAGUAUAGAGAGGGACGCUGCGCGCGCCGCGCGGCGAUAUAGAAGAAAGGUCGGCGCCUCGGGCUCGCCUGUCUUAGCUUCCUCCCAAUCCGCCGCGGCCUUAGCUGGGUUGCGACGGCUGGAGGCGCUCCGACGACUCACCGAGGCGGACCCAACCCCUCGGAACUCAGAGCUCAAGCACGACGAGGACGCCUUAUUAGCGACGCGGCAGUUGCUACGGUACGCGCCGGAGCCUCGACAACAAGCCCCAAAGGUCCUCGAGCGCCCGGCGCGUGGCGCGCGCUUCGAGGCCUUUGAGCAGAAAACGAAGCAGCUGCACGGCCGGCCGCGCUACUCGGUCUACGACGACCCUCCCUCGCGACACCAACGGCGGCCGUCGCGCGGCACGCCGGGGUCAGGGCGGCGCGUGACCGUCGUGGCCGCGCCGCACAGCGGUGCGGGCAAGCGACGGACGCCGUCGAAGCGGAGUAGGACGCCGCGCUCGCGCCAGGGCUCGCGGGGCUCGCGGCCGUCGACGGCGACGGUGCCCGAGGAUGCGGAGCUGCCGCCCCAGCAGUGGCCCUUCGCCGUUUUUUACCCGCGUCCUGAUCAGACGCCAUCGAUGGGAGAGUAAGCGCAUCGGCCACGUAGAUGCGGACGAUCGGCGAUGGGAGAGUAUCAACAGAAGCGCGUCGGCCACGUAGCAGGCGCCGCACACCGUCGACGCCAUCGAGCGGACGCCGUAGAUCACAUUUAUACAACGCAGGAGAACUCCGCGUCGAUCAUGGAUAGGGAGGACGUCGACCCCGAGGACAAAGGGCGCUCUCUACUCAGUAGAGCCGGUAGCAUCACGCGCGCGGAGCGACGAGCGGCAAGGGGAGAAGCCCCACCUCCAGAGGUCCAGAGACAAUUGCAAGCACCGGGCGCGUCGGUCGCACGCCUAGAAAGGAAGAUCUUCGUGAUUGGGUCGGAACGGUGCCCGUCGGUGCAGGGGUGGCGGCGCGGCCCUCCAGAGAACUACCUCAAGAAAUGUGAUCAAUAUCAUUUGGUGCCGGAGCCGAAGAUGAUGCAGUUGAUUCAGUCCCUACACAAGGCGAAGCGACCGGAGCUCGACCUGAAAGACCAGAGGAUUGGGGACGACCACGCUUGUGCGGUGAUGGACUCGAUGGCGUGUAGUGAUCCCAUUCAUGUGAUCGUCAAGAACUGCCGGUUGAAGGCGAAAGGUGUCAAAGCGGUUUGUGACGCUCUCGUGGCGCACUGCACUCGGUUAGAAGAACUUGAUAUGUCUGAUAACCAGUGUCGACGGCCAAAAGCCGCGAAAGCAGUAGCAGCAUUGCUAGACUGCAAGGGCUGCGACUCGCUCGAGAAAUUAUCCUUGUCGCACUGUGGGUUAGCCUCCGCACCGGCACUGACCAUAACGUCCGAGUGGGCCCAUCGCGUCGAGGGACGAAGGGCGAUGCGGAAUCUCGUGGAAUUGCAUUUGGCCAAGAACGACCUAGGCGUCGCCGCGGAGACGUUGGGCGGUCUCCUCGGGCCAUAUGGCGCCUUCCCCAUGCUGCGUUUGCUAGAUCUGGCGUGGACGGGAUUACACGGCGCGGGCGCGGCGGCCGUCGCGCGAGGGUUACUCCAAUCAAGAAUCCAGCGCUGCGACCUGUCCUGGAACUGCGUGCGCGGUAAUGACCCUCCCCUGGAGGAUGACUGCAUUGCAUUACUGUCUCAAUCAUUGGGCGAAGCUCCAAAGCUCUGGCACGUGAACCUAAGUUUCAACGGCAUGUCCAAGGUUGAUCUGCGAAGACUAGAGAGUGGUGCUAGAGCAUCGAGAACCUUGGCCGGUCUGCACUUGGGCGGCAAUAAAGUCAAAGACGUCCUCGACGAGCGCUUGUCAUACGUCAACGCCAAAAGACGAAGGGAGGCCAUGUUCGCCGGCGAGAACAACCUCGCGGAGCAACUCCAAGCUGCUGGAAGGCAGGGCAAGCUGCUGGAGCGGGGUCGCGACCAUUUGAACAUGGCCGAUGAUAGAGACAGCAAGGAGUCCAAUAGCUUAGGAGACGCCAUCACCGUCGAGACGGCUCCAUCACCUUUCUUGGUCAACAACGACGACGAGGUAGACGACGACCAGUACCUCUAUACGCGUAUCAUAGGGACCAAAGACGUCCCGCAAUCCCUAGAGUGGCAACGUAGUAAACAUUGCUGGAUCUGUGAGAGGUGGCACGAGAUUAGAUUUGCGUGGACGCCCGGUAGGUCCGAUUCCGACGUGCAGCCUGCGUCGAGGAAACUUGUGCAGAGGUCCGAUGUGAAAGUAGCAUGUAGAUGUGCUUUUGACGACUGGAAACCGCACGUCUGUGAAAAAAUAAAAAAAUCACAUCAGGUCUGGCUGCUCGUGCCGCCGGGCGAUCGGCAGUACACCUUCGAGCUGUCCGCUGGUUCUUCUACUGUUACCGAGGCCGCCUCCGAUGCUGGGCGAGAAGUACUACAUAAGAAAAAUCUAGAAGCCGCAUUGUGGGCCGGAGCCUUCGAUAACAAGGACGAGGACGAAGGUUUGAUUACGAAUGUGCAUACCGUCCCGCCCGGCGACUGGGACGACGUCCAGUUCGUGCCUAUUCCCGAGAAACAAGCGGUCGUAGUAAAACAAAAACCGAAGGAAGCCUGGACCUGGCAGAAGUCGUUGUUUGCCCCGGCGUAUGAAGGCGCCUACGAGCACCCCUUCGAGAAGGACUGGGAACUGGCGCACUGCGACAAGCUGGUCAACGACGAUGGCUCGACGAAAGCACUCAUGAAGGCGAACUACGGGGAAUUUCUGUCGGUCUACAAGUUAUUUUGUUCGAACAACAAGGCGAUCUUCACGCUGGGGUGGAACGACUUCACGGACUUCACCGUAUCGGCAGACCUCGAGGUGAAACGCAAGGCGGACGCGGACAUGGUCUUCUUCGGCUGCUGCACGACGGGCCCGAAGAACCCGCACCUGAAUCCGAAGAAAAGUCUGUGUCGGUUCCAGUUCCUCGAUGCGUGCAUGAAGCUCGCUCUCAUUAAAUGGUUUAGGACGAAGGAGGUAGCUACGCCGUUAGAAGCGGCUCAAAAGUUAGUUGAGAGGGUAGCUCCAUUAGUACCGACAAGGGAGGAGCAAGAAGACUUCCAUUCCAGAGUGUGGCGCGAAGACGUCGAGGACGCCAUCAAGCAUGACAUGGACAAUUUGAAAAGAGCCUUCAAGACGCAUAGCGGGCGGGAAGAUGCCUUGUCGAAGCACAAGAUGUGUUCCUUCGGCGAGUGGCAGGACAUGUGCGAGUCGCUGCAUUUCGUGGACCCUACCGUCGGGUUUACCGAAAGGGAUGUCAACCUUUGUUUCUUGCGGGCUACUCGUACACCAGAUGACGAGCUCCAUGAUGAACACGCGCCGCACCGCAAAUUGGACUGGGUGCACUGGAUUGAAGCGUUGAUGCGCGUCGGCGACCGGUUCUCGGAGAGCGAGAACGUGGACAUGGAGCCGUACGAGGCGUGCAUCCAACUCUUUGAGAGGGUGGCUUAUGAAUAUCCUUCUGGUGCUGAGAAGCGACGACGGGCUAAAUUAGCUGCGGAAUUGGAUAGAAAGCAAAAAGAAGAAAAGGCCGCGGAAGCGCGGCGGCCGUCCGUCGAGGAGGACAUGAAGAAGCCGCCGAAGCUGUCCGCGAUCUUGAAAGGGGCGCGGGGGCUCGGGGCGUUCAAGAAGAAGGCCUAAUAAUUAGUAGUGUGAUC